Chiroxiphia lanceolata (lance-tailed manakin) is the source of this 2387-nucleotide messenger RNA. RefSeq names its product elaC ribonuclease Z 1 (gene ELAC1). The transcript has 4 exons. The record is from RefSeq and is a predicted model, not a curated record. Lineage: Eukaryota; Metazoa; Chordata; Aves; Passeriformes; Pipridae. Gene Ontology annotation, molecular function: 3'-tRNA processing endoribonuclease activity. Bases 712 to 1830 code for a protein of 372 amino acids. Gene Ontology annotation, cellular component: nucleus.
AGUGUCCAAGGUCAGGUUGGACGGGGCUUGGAGCAACCUGGGCUAGUGGAAGGUGUCCCUGCCCAUGGCAGGGGAGCUGGAACAAGACGAUCCUGAAAAUCUCCUCCAGCCGAAGCCAUUCAGUUGUUGCACAUUUCUGCGAUUUUGCACGGAGAAAAAGGAAGCAAAACGUUUAUUUCUGCCUCUCGGGGGUGUGACGGACAUUUGUCACACCCCUCCCCGGCCCCCCAAGGCCAGGCUGCACCUUGGUGUGCUUGGGAGGAGGCUGCUUGCUUUGAGAAUCACGGAAUCACAGACUGGAUUAAAGAAGGGACCUUAAAUCUCAUCCGGUUCCACCCCCUGCCGUGGGCAGGGACACCCUCCACCGGGGAGCCCAGGUUGCUCCAAGCCCCCCAUCCAGGGAAUCCUCCCCCUCUGCGGUUCUGGGCUGCCCCCUCCUGACGUCCGGGAGCGGCGUGUGAAUGUCAGCAGGGUCCGUUCGGUGUCAGUGACUCUGAAAAGGCUCGUGGAGCAAAAGCCCGGGCAGGAAAACUCAGUGUUCAAACGGAGCACAGAAGAAACAAAUAACAGUGGGUUCAGAGACUGGAGCAAUUCCGACUGUGGGUAGGGCUGUUUCUCCAGGUAACCCCCCAAAGGUCUUGUGUUUGGGCAGAGUGUUUGCAGCCUUCCACUGACAUAAAGAUCUACCUGCGCAGCAGCAGCACACCCAGGAUGUCCAUGGAGAUAACUUUCCUGGGCACGGGCUCGGCAUACCCCUCUCCCACCAGAGGGGCGUCAGCGCUGGUGCUUCGCCGGGAAGGGGAGUGCUGGCUCUUCGACUGCGGGGAGGGGACCCAGACACAGCUCAUGAGGAGCCACCUCAGGGCAGGCAGAAUCACCAAGAUUUUCAUAACCCACCUCCACGGCGACCACUUUUUCGGGCUCCCCGGCCUGCUGUGCACGCUCAGCCUGCAGAGCAACCCCGACCCCAACAAGCCACCCGUGGAUAUUUACGGGCCUUUAGGGCUGAGGAGCUUCCUGUGGCGGAGCCUGGAGCUGUCCCACUCCCAGCUCCUCUUUCCCUACGCCGUCCACGAGCUGGUGCCCACGCGGGACCAGUGCCCCGCCGAGGAAUUCAGGGACUUCUCGCACUUGGACAGGGGUGAGGUUCCUGCCCAGGGCCCUGGAGGGAGAAUACUGCGCCUGGACCCGGGAGAGGGCUCCUACUUGCUGGAGGAGGACGAGCAGCUGGUGCUGAGGGCGUUCCGCCUCUUUCACCGCGUCCCUUCCUUCGGCUUCGUGCUGGAGGAGAAGCCCCGGCCUGGGAGGCUCAACGUGCAGAAACUGAAAGACCUUGGAGUUCAGCCGGGCCCUCUGUACGGGAAGCUGAAGGGCGGGGCCGCAGUCGUGCUGGAAAACGGAGUGAGGAUCUCUCCCUCCGAGGUGCUGGAAGAGCCCAUUCCCGGCAGGAAGGUGUGCAUCCUGGGGGACUGCUCGGGGACGCUGGGGGACGAGGCCCCGCGGCUCUGCCGCGACGCCGACCUGCUGGUGCACGAGGCCACACUGGACGACACCCAGCAGGAGAAGGCCAGGGAGCAUGGGCACAGCACCCCCGGGAUGGCCUCGGAUUUUGCCAGGCUGUGCCGGGCCAGGAGGCUGGUUUUGACCCACUUCAGCCAGAGGUACAAGCCGUCUGGCCAGGCAGGGGAGGGGGACGCGGACGUGGCCGAGCUGAGGAGGCAGGCGGAGUCCGCGCUGGGGGGACAGGGGGUGACGCUGGCUGAGGACUUCAUGACGAUAGAGAUUCCCAUGAAGAAGGGAAAAACAGCAGCGUUGGCCAGCCCUGAGUGAAGGCACAGAGCCGGGGUGGUGUUGGACAGCGCUUAAAAAGAACUGUUGGGAGUUCUGGUGAACAAAUUCUCUUCCCCUGGAGCGCAGAGAGAUCGGUUCAGAGCGCCGGGUGCAGUUAGUGCUGCUGCUGUAAAGCAAAGGAAGAAGGACGCUCAGGCAUCUGGAGCUGGAAUAAAUUCAUGAGGGGUGGUUUUGGACACCUGGCCUCCCCAGAUGGCUCGAGCCUUCACAGCCCGGGAGCUUUCCUUGGAGAUUCCCUGGAGCGCAGCUCUGGAUCGUCGUUUGGCUUUAACACACCCCUCCAGGAAGGUUUGUGCUCUGCAGAGCAGUUUCAGCCAUCCUGCCUCCUGAGAGCUUUCAAACAACAUCUAUUUCAAACUUGCACACAGUGUUUUGUGACUGUUACCCGGUUUCCGUGUGAGAGGGCACCGAAAUUAAUGAAGUGUCGAGAGCUCUGCCAAGUGGGUGUUGCUGUGCUCAAGUGGAGGAGCCCUUCUGAUUCUCCGUUUGCACGUGAAGUCUUCUCAUAAAAUAAACACAGUUUAGGCUCCCCGUCA